Molecule: messenger RNA, 2570 nt
Organism: Trichoderma virens Gv29-8
Lineage: Eukaryota; Fungi; Ascomycota; Sordariomycetes; Hypocreales; Hypocreaceae
Exons: 6
Coding region: 448-1632 (394 amino acids)
Biological process (GO): protein phosphorylation; signal transduction
Cellular component (GO): cytoplasm
Molecular function (GO): protein serine/threonine/tyrosine kinase activity; protein serine/threonine kinase activity; ATP binding
Source: RefSeq, a predicted model, not a curated record
CCUACUUGCCUGCACUCGGUUUCAAUUGCCGCUGCAUUCUCCAAUUCGUAUCCCGUUGAUAUCCCUGAUUCGCAUCCCAUUUGGUUCCAAGGCGAGAACUUUUUUCGCUAAAUCUCGAUGCGUGUUUAGCAGCUCCUCUGCAGAUCCUUUUCAGCUUCAAUUUGACGGAAAGCAACCAGCCGCGUGUCGUCGCCGCAACAGCAAAAAACCCUUGAAAAAACAAAAAAAGAGUGCCAAGUCGAUCAAAUAUCGACCUCUCCAUCGGCGACAGAAGCUCUUGCGACACGUCGCAUUGCAUCACCCUUUACCACUUCCUUCAUUCUCGUUGCCCACCACGGCCCUCGCCAAGACUCGUUCUUUGUUGCCCCUCACCUGCCUGCCGCUUGGGUGUUUCAAACUCGAUCUCCGAUAGCAUUGGCGCUCUAGCCUGAGUACACUUGGCCCAAAAUGUCAGCUCAUCGGCCGAAUGCUUUUAACAGCUUGCGGAUGGGAGAGGUGAUCCGCGAGAAAGUUCAAGAUGGUAUCACGGGCGAGACCAGAGACUUGCAGUACACGCAAUGCAAGAUCGUCGGAAAUGGUUCGUUCGGUGUCGUCUUUCAAACCAAGCUCUCACCAUCUGGCGAAGAUGCUGCCAUUAAGCGGGUUCUCCAGGACAAGCGUUUCAAGAAUCGCGAGCUCCAAAUCAUGAGAAUUGUCCGACAUCCCAAUAUUGUUCAGCUCAAGGCCUUUUACUACUCGAACGGCGAACGUAAGGACGAAGUUUACCUUAAUCUCGUUCAGGAGUUUGUUCCCGAGACCGUCUAUCGGGCCUCUCGCUUCUUUAACAAAAUGAAGACGACCAUGCCCACCUUGGAAGUCAAGCUGUACAUCUACCAACUCUUCCGAGCCCUGGCAUACAUCCACUCUCAAGGCAUCUGCCACAGAGACAUUAAGCCUCAAAACCUCUUGCUCGAUCCAAACAGCGGCAUUCUUAAGCUCUGCGAUUUUGGCAGUGCCAAGAUUCUGGUGGAGAAUGAGCCCAAUGUUUCGUACAUCUGCUCCCGAUACUAUCGUGCCCCAGAGCUCAUUUUUGGUGCUACCAACUACACCACCAAAAUUGACGUGUGGUCCACGGGAUGCGUCAUGGCUGAGCUGAUGCUUGGCCAGCCUCUGUUCCCCGGUGAAUCCGGUAUUGACCAGCUGGUCGAGAUUAUUAAGGUUCUCGGCACGCCAACCAGAGAGCAGAUUCGCACCAUGAAUCCCAACUACAUGGAGCACAAGUUCCCACAGAUCAAACCUCACCCCUUCAACAAGGUCUUCCGGAAGGCUGACGCCAAUGCGAUCGAUCUCAUCUCCCGAUUACUCGAGUAUACGCCGACCGAGCGUCAGGCUGCUGUCGAUGCCAUGGUGCAUCCUUUCUUCGACGAGCUUCGGGACCCGGCCACCAAGCUGCCUGAUUCGCGACAUGGCACUGGCCAGCUGCGAGACCUGCCCGAUCUCUUUGACUUUACCCACCAUGAACUCUCCAUCGCUCCGCACCUCAACCAACAGCUCGUACCACCGCACAUGAAGCCCAUCCUGGCGGCCCGAGGCCUUGACAUUGACAACUUCACGCCAAUGGCGAAGGCAGACAUGCUGGCAAAAUUGGACUGAGCCACACGGUGACCGAAUAGAGUUGGCAGAUUUCUGCUGCACUCUUGGAAGCACUUGGUGUCUCUGGGGAAACAACCCUGAUCUCUCCCCGUGUAGAGCUUGGGUUGGCGCCGAGGGUAAUGGCUCGCUACUGAACUUGGGCCGUGAUUGGGGAGAGGCGAUUGAGAUAUAGUCUCGAAAGCUUGCCGUGUGGAGCCCGCAAUGCUCAAUACUAGGGGACGGGGUGAGAUAGGUUUGUGCGGUGCGUUGUGGAGAGGAGAGCUUCGGACAUUGUCUCAAAAUUGGCAAAGGAAAGGAGGCGUUUUUUUGAUCCCCUAAAAAACUUGGUUUUCCGGGCGGGAACCUGGGCCACCCGCCAACACAAGGGAGGCUGCAUUGAUGCGUAUCACAGGAGAUCGCUUUUUUUAGACCACGUUUCGAUGCAUGACGGAGCUGGCUGUUGCUUCUUUUUGUUUUUCUUUUUCCUGUUGUCGUGUCAUGAAGCUCCGUGCUUAUGGAAAUGGAGGGGAUUAUCAAGUCGAUGGUAUCGGAUGUCGACCUCGUGCCUUAACAUGAGUGUCUCCUUUGUCGCCUUCUAUGCAUCGGCGUACAGUGGGAGAAGGAAAUCUGGGAGUGGGUGGAAAUGUUGAAAUUGCUGGACCAGAUUUGAUAAUUUGGAUCGUGGGAUAUAGAACCCCUGCAGCAAAGCCCGGAUGUCGCAGACAAUGGAUGGGGAAAAUGAGCUUUAGCGGGACAUUAGGACAGGCAUCGUUUAAACAGAUGAAAAAAAAGGAAUGGGAAGAUGGACUUUUACUACUACCAUGAGAGCGCUCAAGGAAACCCUCAUUGGUCCUAAUUUUUUUGGUGUGGUUAAAAUUAAGGGAACGAAAAUGAGCAAAGAUGUAUCACGAAAGUCAGGCAAACUGGUAGAGGAAUCAGAAAGAGGCUCAAUAAGAGCU